Molecule: messenger RNA, 2478 nt
Organism: Sinocyclocheilus rhinocerous
Lineage: Eukaryota; Metazoa; Chordata; Actinopteri; Cypriniformes; Cyprinidae
Product: tetratricopeptide repeat protein 4-like
Exons: 10
Coding region: 210-1409 (399 amino acids)
Biological process (GO): protein folding
Cellular component (GO): nucleus; cytosol
Molecular function (GO): Hsp90 protein binding; actin binding; Hsp70 protein binding
Source: RefSeq, a predicted model, not a curated record
GUCUCACGUGUGUCUGUCAAGCAGCACAGGAACAACUGCUUGCUAAGGCCAUGUGGUUCUUUGCUACAAUUUUUUCACAAUUGUUAUUUUGGAGUUUUUUGUUUAGCUCCUAAUAGCGGAUACUCAUUGAGCACUGUAACGUUUUAAGAUAUAUGCAGUACCCCAUUAAUUUACGUGGGAUAUAGUACAGAAUUAAUUUCUAAAAAACGAUGGCUGCACCAGCGCAAGGCGAAGACAGUGACGAUACCAUGGAGGAAUUUAUGGAGACGUUUAAAACACAGAAAUACAAAAACGCGUUUAAUGAAAGCAACUGGGAGGAGGAGUUUAAUAAGGUGCCCAUGUUUAUGAAGACAGCCCCAGAAAACAUAGACCCAGAGAAACACCCUGAUCUCGCCUGCAUUCAGUCUAUUAUCCAUGAUGAUGACAGAACACCUGAAGAGAAAGCCAGAGUUCUAAAGGAUGAGGGGAAUGAGUACUUUAUGGAGAAGAAUUAUAAGAAAGCUGUAGUGUCUUACACCGAAGGACUGAAAAAGAACUGUAUGGAUAUUGAACUCAAUGCGAUUUUGUACACCAACCGUGCAGCUGCACAUUUCCAUUUAGGAAAUAUGCGUUCGGCUUUGAAUGAUGCCACAGCUGCAAAGAAACUGAAGCCAGACCACAUUAAAGCCAUAAUCAGAGGUGCACAGUGCUCAAUGGAGCUGCGUAAUUAUGCAGGAGCAUUGCAAUGGUGUGAUGAAGGUCUCAGGCUGCUUCCCACAGACAACAAACUACAGGAGCUGAGAGCCACAGCAGAUAAACAGAAGAGGGAAGCUGACAGAGAUGCCAGAAAGGCAAAGGUUAAAGCGAAGAAGGAGCAGAAUGAGAAAGAAGCAUUGUUAGCUGCCAUUAAGGAGCGUGGCAUUAAACUUCUGAAGACCGAACCCUCUCAAAACAGGGGUUCGGACAGAGAGGAUGAUGAUGGUGAUGGAGGUGCAUCAAGAGCCCUGGCUGAUCUGGAGCUUGAUGGAAUCGGCUCGCAGGAAGCCACAGGAGCUCGUGUUUAUAUGGAUGAGCAGGGAGUCCUUCACUGGCCAGUGCUGUUCCUCUACCCUGAGCACAGCCAGACGGACUUCAUAUCUGCUUUCUGCGAGAACUCCAGCUUCAUGGACCAUUUGGCAGUUAUGUUUGGUGAAGAGCUUCCCCCCUGGGAUUCAGAAAGAAAAUAUCAGCCUCAAAAUCUACAGCUGUUUCUUGAGAAUCCUGAAAAAGGAAACUUUUAUCAAGUUGAUCUUGAAAAGUCACUUCUUAACAUUCUUCAGCACCAAAGGUGCUCUGUGAAGGCAGGGACACCGAGUUUCAUUGUGCUGGUAUCAGGCUCGCCAUUCUCUAAGCAGUUUUUAUCAGAAAAAAAGGUCCAGAGAUUGAAAUGAUGUUCUGCUUGCACCUUAAAAGACUUUAAAUGCCUUGACUAUAAAUCACCCUCCUGCUAUUAAGGACAUUUCUGCUCACCCCACCCCUUGAGAAAACUCAAAAAGAUUGAGGCAGAACUUUGAAGUGGAUUUCUUUUGUGGCAACGUCAAUGAUUCACCUUAAAAGCAUGUACCAUCCCAACCCCCAAUCAGUUUCGAGGGGGAAAAUUUUCAGAUUAUUUUUAGAUAUUGCAGUAUUUAACUCUGCAUUUUUACCAUUGCUCAUGUCGUUCCAAACCGGUAUGACUUAAUUUCUUCAGCGGAACACAAGAAAAUAUUAACAUUUGAGACCUUUGUCUUCCAUUUGUAUUGACAGAAAACAAUGAGACAUUUCUUAAAAUAUCUUUCAUGUACCACAGAAGAAGGUGAGUCAUAUGGUUUUGAAAUGUGAUGAGGGUGAAUAAAUGACAACACAAGUCAUUUUUAGGUGGAGUAUUGCUUUAAGAAAGCUUUCUGUUAUGAUAAAAUAAACUAGACUCAAAGAUGUUAUAGCCUUUCAGACAACAUUAAUAACCAGUGCUGGACUGAUUUAUUGUUUACUGUUUAAUGCAGACCUCAUUUACUGAGCUUUAAUUCAACCACAUAAAACAAUCUGAUUUAAAUAAAAAUAUAUUCAUGAUGAAAUUGAGUUGCCAUAUGGUUCCAAUAAGCCGUACUUUUAUGAUAUUUAUAAUGACAUUUUUUAUUACAAGAGAUAUUAGCACAAUUUAAAUUAGGCUUUUGUUAUUGACAGCAGCAUUCAAGCUGACAUGAACCACACAUUUGUGUAAAACUUGUGUUGUCCAGCGUGAUUUGAGAAUGUUGAGAGGUUCACAUGAUCAAUUUCACAAAUUUGCUUAUUUUAUUAGUGACCCAGAAAUGGUGCAGUAUUUAUUCAAUGUUUUAAUCAAAAGUUUUUAUUUUAUUUUUAAAAUCCUAUUUUAUAAAUGUAAAAAAAAAAAAGUCCCAGGUUUUCAAUGUGGUCUCAGGCUUGUGAACCCCAUAGUACAUCUCCAGGCUUAAACAGUUACUCCUUGUUUAACUGGCUCUU